Messenger RNA from Chiloscyllium plagiosum (whitespotted bambooshark), 4040 nucleotides. NCBI's taxonomy places the organism in Eukaryota, Metazoa, Chordata, Chondrichthyes, Orectolobiformes, Hemiscylliidae. The record is from RefSeq and is a predicted model, not a curated record.
UUGGCGGGCGGGUCGGUUGGUAAGGGGACGCUGCUGUGAGGCUUUUGCAGUUACCAAGGGAGACGGUGUGAAGCUGUGGAUACGGCAACGCUGAGCGUCCCAGGAGGAGGAUCGAUCUGACAUCCGCGGCAAGUAGGAGACACCAGCUCAGUGAAGAUGGUUGAAUGGAUUACCCUGUGAGGAGUGGUCUGAAGUGGAGCAGGAUGGAUUUGUUCGGUCUACCAAGAAGGUGACACCUUUAGUGGUCCAAGUGCAUCACGUGAAGCUGUUUAGUCUUGAGUUGGAGCUGGAGCUGAAUGGGAAUGCCUGCCGUUAGUCAUGUGCCAGAAAAUUCUUCCACAGCAUCCGAUGAGGAGGACCAUGAGGACCACCCGUGCAUUCAGUGGACAGGCAUCAAUCGGUUGGUACCUACCUUGGUUUUCUAUGCAGACGGUAUUGUAACAAAGGACAGCAUCUUACGCUUAAUUGGAGAACGCUACCACUUGGCGUACAAGAUUGUGCGCACUGAGAGCAGGCUGGUACGUAGCAUUCUGACGGUGCAUGGCUUCCAUGAGGUGCAUCCCAACAGUAAUGAUUUCAACCUGAUGUGGACAGGUUCUCAUCUUAAACCUUAUGUAUUACGCUCACUGCUGGAAUUUCAAAAAGUCAACCACUUUCCCAGAUCCUAUGAAUUGACCAGGAAGGAUCGGCUGUACAAAAAUAUCCAACGCAUGCAGCAAACGUUUGGUUUCAGGCAUUUCAACAUUGUACCUCAGGCGUACAUCCUCCCUGCUGAGUACCAGGAAUUAUGGACUGCACAUACAAAGGAUAAAGGAGCGUGGAUUGUCAAACCAGUCGCAUCUUCUAGAGGCCGUGGAGUCUACUUGGUCACAAAUCCUAACCAGAUUACAACAGAUGAGAGCAUCUUAGUUUCACGUUACAUCCGCUCUCCACUGCUAAUUGAUGAUUUCAAGUUUGAUGUGCGAUUGUAUGUCUUAGUGACAUCUUAUGAUCCUCUGGUGGUUUAUCUAUAUGAAGAAGGAUUGACAAGGUUCGCUACUGUGAAGUAUGACCGUGCAACAAAGAAUAUCAAAAACCAGUUCAUGCAUCUAACCAACUACAGCAUCAACAAGAAAAGCCAAGACUAUGUCAGCUGUGAUGAUCCAGAUGUGGAGGAUUAUGGGAAUAAGUGGAGCAUGAGUGCUAUGCUGCGGUACCUGAAACAGGAAGGAAUGGACACAGUUGCUUUGAUGGCUCAGAUCGAGGACCUUAUCAUUAAAGCACUGAUUGCAGCCGAGCUUCACAUUGCCUCUGCUUCCAAAAUGUUUGUGCCCCACAGAGGCAACUGCUUUGAGCUGUAUGGCUUUGAUGUCCUAAUUGACUCCAAUCUCAAGCCCUGGCUGCUGGAAGUUAAUCUGUCACCGUCUCUGGCAUGUGAUGCACCCUUGGAUUUGAAGAUCAAAGCAAGCCUGCUGUCUGACAUGUUCACAUUAGUGGGAUUUGUCUGUCAGAACCCAAUUGUCCGGCAAGGUAGACCAGUGAAAAGCAGUUGUGAUCUUGGCGCUCGACCAAAGUCUCACAGAGCUCUGCACCAACAGAGGUCAAUGUCUGCAAAUGAUUCUGAGGUAAAAGGCAAGACUUCAUCGGGCAAGGAGAGACCAUUAGGAGCACAAGGAUCAAGCAAUCUGCAAUUGUCUAUGGAGGAGAUAAAAGUUGUGCGGCGUACAAUGGAAGAGAAUGAAAGAAAAGGAGGAUUUAUACGGAUAUUUCCCACUGCUAAUACCUGGGAACUUUAUGGGCAAUUUCUAGAGCAUAAAACCACGCUGAACUAUGUGCUGGCCACACGUCUUUUUGCAGGCAGGAAGAAGAAACUUGCUACCUCGUUAAAACUUCGUAAUGGUGUAACGCAGAGCAAUCACGGGCCCAUCCGAACGGAGGUGUUACUUGUAGAGGCUCACAACCAUGUUCAGCAAUACGAGAGGAAACUGCUGUCACUGGAAGUGAGAAGGAAGCAGAACCAAUCUGCUGCACAGACAGCAAUGGGAAAAGGUGCUGGAUCCUCGCACAAAGUUGCAGUUGCUUCUUCUGGUAGUGCUGGUUGUGAAGCUGAGGAUGAAGGGGAGGAGGAAGCAGAGGAUGAUGAGGAAAUAUCAGAGGAUGAAGCAGAAAAUAGUGAUCAUACCUGCUCUGUCCAAGCUCUGGCUCAGGAACCAAUCUCAAAAGGCUUGAGAGUCAAUAAUGAGGGAAUGCAGGAACAACUCGAACUCACUGAGCGGGAGGUUGUUGGCAAACAGAUGCUUGGUCAGGGGCAAUCUUUGACUCAAACCAAAGAGGAAGAAAACAGCAAGCAACCAAAAGUUAACCUCCUUGAGAUGAUACAGCAAGGGGCCAAUCUAAGUAAGGUACAGGCACGCUUGGCCUUUGCGGCCUAUCUGCAGCGUGUGCAGUUCCGGCUGCUCAGGGAGCGUCUCCAUCAGAAUGAACCCACCACACUUACUGACCAGGAGGAGGAGCAAAUGGAUCUGGUGGUCAGGUUUUUGAAGCGAGCAGCCAGUAAUCUCCAGCAGUCGGUGAUGGUGACAUUGCCCAGUCGUCGCCUUCCGAUCUCUGAGCGUCGACACAUGCUGGCACAGCAACUCGGGGUCUUCAUCCGCAGCUACAAUAAGGAAACAGAUCGAAUGAUUAAGAGAAGCCAGAUGGAUCCAAAGCCAGAGACCUGCAUCCAACAGGAAGAAUUCCAAGUAUUUGUCAGUAAAGCCAGUGAGAAUGAUCUGGAGGAACUGCUCACAACCUACACACGUAAAAACAAAUCAGCCAGUGUCUUCCUGGGGACUCAAACCAGGAAUGGGAACCAGAGCAUCGGUAUGCAGCAAAACAGCACCAAAUCCACAAAAGGACCAGCUGUACUCAACGAGAGAAAUUCAUGUAAAUCAGACGGUUCUGGUGAUGGCAGGCUCUGUUGUGCAGAAACCAACUCGAUGCAGGAGGUCUCCAGUUAUCAUGUUCACCCUCCACACACAACCCUACAGCAAGCAGGCUACCAGCCCAUGCCCACUUCCUUACCCACCUGCGCGACUCCAACUCAAGAUCUAGCUAUCUCGCUGGCUGAGGUAGUGGGCAGGACUGGCACAGGGGCCAACAGACUGGGUUCAGCUACCCUGCCAUCUCGCCACCCCCUGCACCCAGGCACAAUCCAGCGGCCCACGUCCAGCACUCUCCCAAUUGCUCCAGUAUCAUCUUUCCAAGCAGCUACACAGAUCUACAGUCGGAAAAUAUCCCGCCCGACCUCGGCCACAGCUGGAUCAGGCGUUCGAUGCCCCAGUCGACUGCCUCAAUCAGCAGCAACAGUUGGCACACUGGGGGAAGGUGACCACCAACCCACUCCGAGUGAAGACGUGAACCAUGAAGCCAUCUCCAUCAUUCUUCAGCGCUUGGCAGCAAAGCAGAGAGUUCGGCAAUACUCUGCCUCGAAUCAUCUCAAUAUUCUAACGCAGCAGCUAUCCAACAUGAACCUGGCAAGUGGAGCAACGAACAGAGGAAAUAUGUUUAUGACACCGGGCUUCCAGUCAUCAGUCAAAAACUUGGAUUCGAUACACGCUGCCCACCUUGACUCUCAAGCUCCCAGCUCUGGGUGUGGUGACAGAAUCGCAUCUACAGCCUCCCGGGGUUUUGUGGAUAACCUGAGCUGGGAUCAUGAGGUCGAGUGUGCAUAUAACACAGUGACAGGAGUGACUCCAAGGCAGAGGUACCAGCCCACAUCAGGGAGCCAGCAACUGCAGUACGCACUCCAACAUCUCCAACAGCAACAGCAGCACUCCCGACAGCUCCUGGAUACCAGCCGUGCCCGGCAGCAGGUAAAAGAGUGGGGAGAGCAUGAUUGGCACCAGGGAAACAGGCAGGUGGGCCAGAGCGCCAAACCUGGUGGCGAGGUGGGUCUGGGGUUACUGUUUCAAUUCCCAGCCUUAUGUGAUGGUUAUAUUUUAACAUUGGUUCAUGAGAACGAUCCUAACUCUGAUGUCUGCCUGACACCAAGCCUGGGUGGUUUCACUGCUGCAAUGUAA